Molecule: messenger RNA, 1149 nt
Organism: Psylliodes chrysocephalus
Lineage: Eukaryota; Metazoa; Arthropoda; Insecta; Coleoptera; Chrysomelidae
Source: the annotation of a GenBank genome assembly
AUGGCUGGCCAUUUAGGAGGCCUUCAAGCUAAAGUGAAAGAGAAGUUUAAACAUGCAAUUUUCGUUUAUUGUAUAGAACAUAGACUUAAUUUGGUUUUAUCGCGAAGCAUGGAUAAUAUAAAAGAUUGCAAAGUUUUCUUUUCGACGCUUAGUGGUUUGGCUUCCUUCUUUUCAAAGUUAUCGAAAAGAACUCGCGCUUUGGACAUUCACGUCCAAAAAAGGUUUCCAAAAGUUGCUCCGACGCGAUGGAACUACAAUGGACGUUUAGUGCAAACAGUGUUUCAAUACCGUGAUUCUUUGAUACAGUUUUUUCAAGACGUUUGGGAUAAUAAAGAAACAUGGGAUGCUGAAACUGUUACUGCCGCUAAAGGGUAUUUGCAUUGGCUCAAACAAAACUUUGAUUUCAAUUUUUUGCUCAACAUUUUUGCAGAGAUUUUCCCUUUUACUGACAUUUUAUUCGACAUGUUACAGACAAAGUCAAAUGACAUUGGCUUUUGCAUUAAACAAAUUGAUGAUUUUAAAAAUAAAAUGAAUAAAAAACGAGAUCAGUUUGAACACUUUUGGAAUAAGACUCAAAACAUUGGCUUAGAACCUGAAAGAAAGAGAAUUAGAAUUGAUAAUGUCGGCGACAGAGAGACCUCCUAUCGUCGAUUAUACGCCGACAUUUUUGAUAAUAUUUUACAACAUAUGAACUCUCGAUUUCAAAACUUUAACGAAUUAAAAUUUGUUGAAUUGUGCAAUUUUAAUAUUAGUAACUACGAUUCAUCAAAAUUUCCAUCGGAAGCUUUUAAUUCACUAAAAUUAAAUUAUGAAAUUUUUUUUGAUAUUCCAGCAUUAAAGUCCCAGUUAAGUGUUGUUUAUGAAACGGCUGAAAUUAGUGAUAAAAAGACGCCCAUCAAUGUGUUAAAUUUUCUUAUAACAACUGGUUUAAGUAAGUCCCUUUGUGAAGUCGUCAAGUUGUGUGAAUUAGUACUAACCAUCCCAGCUACAAGUGCGCCAGUUGAGCAAAGCUUUUCAGUUUCAAAGCGCAUUAAAAGUUUUAUACGAAAUUCAACAAGUGAAGACAUACUCUCUAAUUUAGCGCCAAUAUCCAUUGAAAAAAAGCUUGUUAAAAGUUACCAGAAAAUCCAAAAUUUUACGAUAUUAUAG